AGGAGGUGGGCACACUGCUGGCAACAAAAAAUAAGUGAAAAGGCAACAAAAUAUUGGAAAAAGUAAAAUUUAGUCAAAAUACAUUAGAUCGGGGCAAAUUAUAGUUAUUUCUAAUAACUUCCUCAAAGUUCGUGCCCUUUCUGAAAUAUGUCGGAUAACGAGGAAGUAGAGGCGGCGUCGCCGGAGCCUGCGAGCACCAACGCCGUGUCCGCCAAGCCACUACAAAUGUCCUUUGCGGAUUGGAAGAAGUGCAAGGAGGCACUUGCCAAGCCGGAAUCCAAGUCCGGUGGACAACAGCGCGGCAAUAGCAACAACAACAAUAAUAAUAAUCAUAAUAAUAAUAGUAAUAAUAAUAAUUAUAACAAUAAUAAUAAUUACAACAAUAAUAGCAACUGGAAUAACAACAACAACGGAGGACGGAGACAAAACAACAACGACAACAGAGGCUUUCAGGGAGGCGGCGGACCAUGGAACCAAAACAGAAACAAUUUUCCGCCGCUGAGCAGACCCCCGCCACUACCAAUGCAGCUACUGAACAUGGGCAUGGGGUAUGGAGGCAAUUUUGGCGGUAACUUCGGCCCGGGUCCAGGUCCCUGCGGUCCGGGCGGACCCAUGGGACCUUGCGGCCCGAUGCGGCCAAUGGGUGGCGGCCCUUGCGGUCCAAUGGGUCCUGGCGGUCCCAUGGGUCCUGGCGGUCCCAUGGGUCCUGGUGGUCCUAUGGGCCCUGGCGGUCCAAUGGGCCCUGGUGGUCCAAUGGGCGGUCCAGGACCACGACGAAAUCAAAACCACCGGCCCCUGCAACCGCCCCCAUUUUGGGAGGACAUGAUGUCGCCAAAUCACGGUCCGCCGCCCAUUCAGCCCCCGAUGCCCAAGUGUCCAAGUAUGUGGAAUCUAGUGCCCAAAGAGCGAGGGCCGCAGCGACAGAAUCGCAGCAAUCAAAGCAACCAGCAGCAACCAAACAAAAAGUUCAAACCCAAUAACAACAAUAAUAAUAAUCGCGGCAACAACAACAAUUCUAAGGAUUCCAAACUAAUGCCACCGCCGCCUCCUCCUGAGUCGUCAACGUCGUCGUCAAGCGAAAGCAACAACACCUCCCAGUCAAAUGGAGGUGGUCAGCCUUCUAAGAAACCCAAACGCAGCGGCGCCUUUAUACAAAUCAACGGAGAGUGGAUCCAAAAGCCAGAGGCUCCACCGCCUCUUGAUGAUGCGCCGCCCGGCACAAAGGAGGAACGCCAGCGUCAGUGGAAGGAGUAUCGGCAGGCGAUGAAACCGUUCAAGAACCGUGAAUUUCACAACUGGAAGCGGACGGUGCAGCGUUUGGGCAAGCUGCCGCGUGACCAACUUGACGAACAGCAGCUCGAGCGGCUACAGAAGGCCGAGGAGUACAUAGGCGCACACAAAGCGAUGCUGACGGUCAAGCACGCAGAGCGCUGGGUGCAGCAGGACAAGGAUGAAAGCGGACAAGUAUUUGUACGCAAGUCAGCCAACAUGGGCAAUUGGGAGAAGCCCAGAGAAGGGGCCAAUAGUUUUGACUCGAAGAAACCACAGAUGCAGAACUUCUUUGGUCCUGGACGGGCCAUCAAGGGCGGCGUCAUGGACGGUUCCACCUUGAGCCAGCUAAUGACACAACCACCACCACCUCCUCCGCCGGAUGUGCCAACGGGUCAGUGGGCCUCCAUGGGAACAACCAGCACGGGCUCAAAUUCAAAUCCCUCUUACUACAGUCACUACAGCAACAAUUUCGUCAAAGGCGGUACCAUGCUGCCAUCCUAGGACGCUUCUUCAAGUCUAACCCCAGACGCGGGUUUUUACCAAUGUUUUUUUCAAUGGCAUAGCACCUCCGACGUAUUGACACCCUUCCGGACGACAGUUAAACAGAUAGUCUCCAACAGUUUCUUACUCCUUUUGAACCGAAGGGCAUUCGGCAUUUGUAUUCAGCGGAAGUUAAAAAAUGUAACAAAAUCAACAUA
Messenger RNA from Drosophila kikkawai, 1970 nucleotides. RefSeq lists its product as uncharacterized. NCBI's taxonomy places the organism in Eukaryota, Metazoa, Arthropoda, Insecta, Diptera, Drosophilidae. The record is from RefSeq and is a predicted model, not a curated record.